Molecule: messenger RNA, 2529 nt
Organism: Nicotiana tabacum (common tobacco)
Lineage: Eukaryota; Viridiplantae; Streptophyta; Magnoliopsida; Solanales; Solanaceae
Source: RefSeq, a predicted model, not a curated record
CUCGACAGUCUUGAUUUUAUGUGUAUAAUUUAUUUCUAACAUGAUAUUGUGCUAUCUAUUUGGAAGCUCUUAUUGGUUAUUUGGUUGAGUUUCCUCUGGACAAGAACUAUUUAUCUGGAUUCUGGAAUGACCUUUAUGUCCUCAAUCUCUGUCCUGCAAGAUUAUACAUGUUACUAUACCAAAAAAGGAGUUUAUGUGAGACGAAUUGGGUAUAUGAUUAACUAGCUUCAAAUAAAGCCUUCUUGCUGCAGUGGUGUUAUUUCGAUAUAUUUUACCUUGUUAUUUUUAAUAUAUUAUCCUCUAUGUUGUGGGUGAGUUUGGAUCAUGUAUCUGAUGGUCCUGCAGUAAGGUGCUUGAAUAUGACCGUCUAGUGGGAUGGUGGAAGAUUUCACUUCCAUUUAUUUGGACAGUUUUUUAUUUGGUUGAGAGUUACCUCCAUGCAACUGCAAACUGAGGCAUGAAAUAAGUUGCCAAAGUGUUCGUCCGGCUAAUUGCGUAUCAAACCUGGACAUACAAUACACCAUGUUCUAUCCAAUCUGAGGAAAACAGUUCUUAUGUAACUUAUUACCUGGCAAGCUUCGACUAGGUUCUAUGAUGUCCGGCUACAGAUGUUUUUGAUAACAAGCAACUAGUAAAGCUGAUGUGCUGGCAAAACAGUUGAUUCAUGAAACAAGGAGUAGCUCCUACCAGCUACAGUUAAAAGAUGUCACCUGAGUAUGGUAAGUCUAGAGUUUCAGAAGUCCCACCGGCACUUAUCCCAUACAUUCAACUGUCCAAGGACUUGAAUAGUUGGUUUGCUAGGGGACACCACGUUCAUGCUUCACAUUGUAACAGCACUAUGCCGAUGGGCUGAAUAUCUGUUCAGAUCAUUUGACUCAACAGCAGAAGAUGUGUAGUUUCUUAUGGGUGUUAGGAUAUGUUUACAAAGAAGUGUAUUUAAGUAUAAACCCCCAUACUCAAUUAUUCUUUGGCGCAGGAUAACAUUGCAAUGUCCAUACUAUCAUGGCUGAUGGACGGCGUCUCAUUUCAUUUCCUAGCUGUGACAAGUGUUCUCUUCUUGUCUCCUAGAAGAGCUCUCUGAUCCAUCAUGGCAUCACAAUCAUACAUUUUCCUCAGUCACUAUUGCCCUCCAUUUCCCAGCCUUCAUUUUACAGACUUGUCACAACUCACAAUGCCGACCUCGAUGCUGAGGCAGCAGAUUAAAAUGGAGAAGGCACUUUCUUUACAUUGUUCCCUCAUGUGACAUGCACCUUUACUUGAAAUCUGUUAGUCCACCACCAAAGGUUUUGCUUUUGUUUAUAUGGACGAUGAAAGAGAUGCAGAAGAUGCUAUUCGUGGACUUGACCGAAUAGAAUUUGGUAGAAAGGGCCGCAGACUUCGCAUUGAGUGGUCAAAGGAAGAGCGUAGCAGUAGGAGGCCAGAGAGCUCUAGGAAAUCUUCAUCUAGCGUCAAACCUUCGAAGACUUUGUUUGUCAUAAAUUUUGAUCCACAUAAUACUAGGAGCAGGGAUAUAGAGAGGCACUUCGAUCCGUAUGGAAAAAUACUCAAUAUAAGGAUUAGAAGGAAUUUUGCGUUUGUCCAAUAUGAAACGCAGGAGGAUGCUUCUAGAGCCUUGGAUGCUACACACAUGAGUAAACUGAUGGAUCAAGUCAUUACAGUUGAAUAUGCAAAUAAAGAUGAUGAUGACAGGAGAACUGGGUUUAGUCCUGAUAGAAACCGUGAUAGGGGUGGUCUCAGGAGAGGUUAUGACCGAGAUCGAUCUCGGAGUCCUUAUGGAAGAGAGAGGGGAAGUCCUGAUUACGGUCGUGGUCGGGUCCGUAGCCCAAGUCCACUCCGUCAUGGUAGGUCAAGUCCUGAUUAUGGUCGUGGCGCUAGUCCAAAUCCCAAUCAUAGGGAAAGGAAUUCUGAGUAUGGUCGUGGCCAUAGUCCAAGCAUGAGAAAGGAGAGGAACCCUGAUCAAGGAAAUGGUCAUAGCCCAAACCCUAGGAGGCUGAGAGCUGGUUCUGAAAAUGGCCAUGUGAGCAGUCCACCGGAGGAAGGAAUGUUGGAUGAUCGUAGAGCCAGCCCUAGUCCUCCAAGGGGGAGGAGAGAGAAACAGAGCCCAGAUGGUUAUCGCGGUCGCAGCCCAAGGUCUAAACCUGAAGAAAUUGAUAGUCCUGGAUAUGCUGCAGCAGAAAGCCCUCUUCCAGAACGACACAGGAGCGAUUCACCUCCAGCUAGAGAAAGAUCUCGCUCCUAAUUUGUUCGGCAUCAGCCUCUGACUUUGGAGUCAUAUGUGGAGGGACGGUCCCCUUGCUGAGUGGUGCUGUAGAAGUAUGCUUUAAGCAGCUGGAACAUCAAAAUUUCAUGUCUUUGUUUGCAUUUCAUAUGUUCAAAAUUCCAGUCACUCUAGCAUGGCUUUGACAAUUGGUCUCGUACUUGAAAUAGACUUGCUAGUAUUACUUGUUCUGUUUUGAAGUUGAAAGUCCCAUUGGUAAAACUUGGAUCGCGCAUUUGAGUUGAGCGAAAAAACAAUUUGCUUAAUAUUUA